AUGGCAGCUACAACAGGCGAUUCUAACAAACUCCAAGUGUUAGUACCAGGUGAUAUUGGUUUUAUUGGUAGUCAUUGUAUUAUUGAACUUAUCAAUGCUGGAUAUGAACCUAUUGUAGUUGAUAAUCUAUCGAAUUUUUCAAUAGUGUGUUUACAACGAGUUGAACAAAUUGUUGGAUGUAGAAUAAUAAAUUAUAAAAUUGAUUGUCUUGAUCUUGAAGGUUUACGUGAUAUAUUUAAAAAACAUUCGACUUAUGCCAUUAUGAAUUUUGCUGCAUGGAAAUCUGUUGAUGAAUCUGUUGAAAAGCCUGUUUUAUAUUAUAAAAAUAAUGUUGGUUAUUUACUCAACUUACUAACAGUAUUAUUUGUCUUUUUUUUUAAACCUAUUAAUCAUGAUUUUCUUACUAUUGUUUAUGGUUCGCCAAAGUAUUUAUCAUUUGAUGAAAAACAUCCAUAUAUUGGAGAUUCUAUUACAAAUCCAUAUGGGAAAAGUAAAUAUAUUUGUGAACAUAUUCUCAAAGAUACAACCAUUGCUUAUCCUAAUUGA
Rotaria sordida is the source of this 546-nucleotide messenger RNA. The record is from the annotation of a GenBank genome assembly. NCBI's taxonomy places the organism in Eukaryota, Metazoa, Rotifera, Eurotatoria, Philodinida, Philodinidae.